Nothobranchius furzeri (turquoise killifish) is the source of this 5330-nucleotide messenger RNA. The record is from RefSeq and is a predicted model, not a curated record. Lineage: Eukaryota; Metazoa; Chordata; Actinopteri; Cyprinodontiformes; Nothobranchiidae.
AGCUAGGGGAGUGUAUCUCUGACACAUGAACUCUUUUUGCUCGUGAGAAAUUGGGUGUGUCGCGUGCGAAAAUGUGGAGAGUGAUAUUUGUGUGUCGCAUAGCUCCAACGGACGACCGACGGUGAACAGAACGCUCUGGUCGUCUGAAAAGUGCAGAACCAAAUCCGAACAAAGAAACGUAACGGAAACGUUUAUCUUUUCGCACAGCCUGCUGGGUAAUAUGCUAGCGUCACAGCUCACCGAAUGGAGACGCGCGGCGGAAAUGUGACCAACACAAACGCAGACAUGUCUGUGUCACUGUCAGCUGAGAGGGACAGGGUCCAGAGACAGGUGGAGGAGCUUCAACAGAAACUCUCUGUGGAUGAAACUGAACUGGACCUGCUGAGCAGUGAGACGGAUGAUGUCUCAGACAGUGAGGACGAGCAGGAUGAGGUGGGACAGUGUGCAGCCAGCUUGUUGGUCCAGAAGAAAAAGAUCCAAACAGCAAUCCAGAACCUGGAGGACAUGCUGGGACCACACAGUCCACUCAGUGUGUCCAGCAGGGACAGCAGCUCCAGUGACACGAGUGACCUGGGUCUGUCAGAGUCUGUUGAUUCGUGUCUUCAGGUGAACUUGGUCUACCAGCAGGUGAUCCAGGAGACUCUGGACCAGCUUGAGACACUCCUGACUCAAAAUCAGACACAGCAGAGGGACAUCUUGUCACAGAUUUCUGGACCAAUCAAGGAGUCCAAAGAACGUCCCACCUCCUCGCUUCAGUAUCCACCCAGGAUGUUCCUGGGAAGCUUCCUGAAACCAUACUUCAAGGACAAGCUGACGGGACUGGGUCCUCCAGCCAAUCAGGAGGCUCGUCUGAGAGCUCAGAGGAUGGCAGGAUGUCCCGCUGAGAAGAAGCUCCGAGCCAAACGAUGGCAGAGCUGGCACAAGAGCCUGCUGAUCCACUCUGUGAGCAGAGACAGUCUGAAGAGACUCAUCCAACCCAAACUGUCCAAGGUGGAUUACCUGACUCAGAAGAUGUCCACUGCAAACGAAGAUGAGCAGUUCCAGCUCAGAAAGCAGAUAGAAGGUCUGGAGAAAGAGAUAGACCUGCUCAGGCAGAAGAAGGGGGACGAGAUGAUUGGCAGCCGAUAUGAAGAGCACGACUGGCAGAAAAUCUCAAACAUCGACUUUGAAGGGACAAAGGAUGCAGACGACAUCCGUCUCUUCUGGCAGAACUUCCUGCAUCCGUCCAUCAAUAAGGCGGCAUGGAGCAAAGAGGAGGUGCUGCAGCUGAAGGGGAUCAGCAGGAGACACCAAGAGAGGCACUGGGAGAGAAUCGCUGAGGAGCUGGGGACGGGGAGGACGGCCUUCAUGUGUCUUCAGAUGUUCCAGCGUUUUGUCUCAAAGUCUCUGAGACGUAGCAGCUGGACUGCAGAAGAAGAUGCUCGGUUUAAAGCGCUUGUGGAGAAGAUGAGGAUAGGAAACUACAUCCCCUACACUCAGAUCAGUUACUUCAUGGAGGGUCGUGAUCCAGGUCAGCUCCUCAACAGGUGGAUGCAGGUUUUGGACCCACGCCUGAAGAAAGGCCCGUGGACCAAAGAGGAAGACCAGCUCCUCCUUAAAGCCGUGUCUCGUCAUGGAGAGUGCUGGUGGAAGGUCAGGCUGGAUGUUCCUGGACGCACCGACAGCGGCUGCAGAGACAGGUAUUUGGACUGUCUCCGGAAGGACAUCAACAGAGAACCGUUUAGCACACAUGAGCAGGAGCUGCUGAAGUUUCUGGUGGUGAAACACGGAAUUGGUCGUUGGGCGAAGAUCGCAGCAGAGAUUCCUCAUCGUUAUGAUGCUCAAUGCAUGCGAGAGUGGAGGAAAAUGACUUGUUUUACUCGGCCUUACCUAAGGAGAAAGCAGACCACAAGAGGAGGAGGAAAGGCUAAGGCUAAGAGGAAAAUCGGGAGAUUUGUGAAGAUCACAAAGGAGGAGGAGGAGGAUAUAAACGAAGAGGUGGAGGUAACUGAGGGAGAAGAGGAUGAGGACAUGGUGCUGGACACAGACAGUGAUGAAGACAGGAAGAAAAAGAGAAAGCGGAUGAAAGCGACCAUAAAGCAGGAGACCAUAGAGCAGGAGAUCAUAGAGCUGGAGACCGUAGAGGUGGAGACCACAGAGCAGGAGACCAUAGAGCAGGAGACCAUAGAGCAGGAGACCAUAGAGCAGGAGACCACAGAGCAGGAGACCACAGAGCAGGAGACCACAGAGCAAGAGACCACAGAGCAAGAGACCACAGAGCAAGAGACCACAGAGCAGGAGACCACAGAGCAGGAGACCACAGAGCAGGAGACCACAGAGCUAGAGGAAGAGGACGAGGAGUACGUGAUCCCACCCAUGAAGGAGUGGAUCCCUACAGAGAAAUCUGAGACCGGCCCAUCGCUGAACUUUCAACCGGUGGUCCUGUCUUCAUCGUCCAAUUCCCCAGACGGGAAAUGUGUCCGCUCCACUGUGGUGGAAGAGUCGGGAAGCUCUGUCAUCUUUGGAGCUCCUCUCAGACUGCUCAACCGUGAGGAGCGCCACAACAGCGCCGCCAUGAUGAUGGUGAAAUGUUGCCAGCUGAAAACUUACCUGGACCUCAUAAAGAAGGAGUCCACCGCGCUGCCCCCCAGUAGCAAGCUGGCGGACAGGAGCUUGGAUUUGACACUGCAGGCUGCGGUCACACCAUGGAUCGGGAACCUGCUGAUCAAGGAAAGGAGGCGCAAGACAGUCGCUGAUGUCCUGAGAGAGAAAUCGGAGAGCAGAAACAUUUCCACCUCCUCCGCCUUCGUGCUGUUCCUCCAGGCCAUGAAUGUUGACGUUGUUGGCUGCAAGGAAAUGAUCCUGCAGAGAAAGAAAAAGAUGGUGCAUCAGGCUCCGCCCCCUGCUUCAUCACUUGUCAGGAAUAACAUUUGGAAGAAGACUGCACAACUCCUUCAGGAGGAGGACGAGCAGGGCAGGCUGAGGCUUCAGGAGGCGCCGCAGCAGAAGCUGCAGCCGUGUGUUCUCCUGCAGGUUCCUGGUCACCCGACUCCUCAGGUCUUCCUCCUACCUCCUCCGACCUCUCAGCCCACUGUUGCAUCUCCUUCCUUUACCAACAUCAGACCUCCUCCUACAGGAGCUCCUCCUUUCAUCUCAACACUACCAACCACUAACCCAGUUCUCAUCCCGUUAGCUUUGCCCCCUCCCCAGGCCUUUCCCAUCGGCUCUGCUGUGACCAGUGACAGCACCACUUUAAUCUCAUCGGGAACCUCCCCUGCUGCUCCGAGCCUCGCCGUGACUCCACCCACACGGAGAGAGCAGAGGGAGGAGGCCACCUGCAGCAGCCAGAGCAUGGCAGCAGGUACAGGUGUGGAUGGAGCUCAGCAGAAAGCUCAGCCGAAAACCACGAGGGACUCGUCACCAGAAAAGGAUCUAACCCAGAAAACCGGCUCUGCUCCCCAUCCUCCGGCCCCUGGCACGUUCUCUUUUUCCCCUGCUGAAAGCCUCGGUUUAGCUCCGCCUACCUCCACAAUAGACAUGGACCACAAUUACAGCACUGUUGACAACGCCCCAAAAGGCUCUGAUUCGGCCCCCACGGCGACCCCAGAGCCUGAAGGCAGGAAAAGGAAGGGGGAGGAACAGCAAGAGGAGGCGGGCAGUUCCGGGCCAGGAGUGACCCUGGAUGGGAAACGCCUCCGCAAGCCAAGUUUCAAAAUUCGAGAAGCCUUGGCCGAGGCUGAAAGAAAGGGGAGAAGCUCCGCCUCCUCAGCUCAGCCGAAGCAGAAGUCCCGAACUCGCAGGAAGCAGGUGAUUGCGCCCCUGCCGCAGACUCCACCCCUCCCGCAGACUACACCCCUCCCGAAGACUCCACCCCUCCCACAGACUCCACCCCUCCCGAAGACUACACCCCUCCCGAAGACUCCACCCCUCCCACAGACUCCACCCCUCCCGAAGACUCCACCCCUCCCACAGACUCCACCUCUCCCGCAGACUACACCCCUCCCGCAGACUACACCCCUCCCACAAAUUGCCGGGUUGAACUUUCAUCAGACAUUGUGGGUCAUGACCCCCACUGGUCUAGUUCCUCUGGCUCCGCCCCCACACAUGCAACUGAUGUCUGUCCCAAGCUCCGUCCAACCAGCGCCUCAGGCCCCUCCCCCUCCCACAGCCGGAAGCCUCCCAUCUGUCAGACUAAAACCACCUGCUGCAUCCCGGGAUCCAGUUUUCAAUCCGCCCAAUCCUUUUUAUGCCACACCCACUUGCCAGUUAAUGCCCAUUCCGAGGUCACAUGACUCGAACCGUUGCCAAGAACCUGACUUGAUCUUUCCAUAUAAGGGAGUGAUCAAGGUGGAGUCGGUGAAAGCUCCUCCCCUCAGGACAGAGGGACUGCAGUUUAACCCCGCCCUGAUGUUCCAGGAACCCACAGAGGAGGUGUGUGGUUGGCUGAGUGGACGUGGGGGUGUGGCUGUACCUGGAGCCAGGUCGGCACUCCCUUACCUGCCACCUUUUUUCAGCAACCUGAGCACAUUCAGAAAUCUGCUCCGCACCAAAAAAGCUUUGAUGACAUCAUCGCUUCAGCUGCUGAAUGGCGCCAACAAUCCAGACCCCGCCCACUCCGCUGCAGACUUACCAGACUCCACAUCCGAUGUCAGAGCUGCUGAAGACCAUCCAGCUCCCGCCAUCAUUCCCAGCCAAGAGGAGCAGGUGGAGCUGUUACGUCAAAUGGUGGCAGAGCGUUACUCGUUAAACCCCGCCUACCAACUCUUGAAGGCCCGCUUCCUGUCCUGCUUCACUCUCCCUGCCCUCCUGGCUACCAUGCAGCCAAUCACAGAGGAGACAUCCCAUCCAGUCAAUCAGAGGGAGGAGGAAGAAAAAGAAAAAGAAGGAGAAGAGGAUGAGCCGCUGAAAAAGAUCCAAGAGAGAGGAAGAAACAGGAAGGUUGUGAGAUCUCUGCUGCUGUCUGGUGACCUCACAGCUUCAGCCAAUCACUUCUCAGGAAUGCGGAUCGUCAACAGGUCCACCACGGACCCGGAGCGGGCUCCACAAAGCCAGCCACCACAAACUGGGCUGGGUCAGACUGGAUCAGAACCAGAGCGUAAACUCUCACAUGGACUCUCGGGUUCUACAUCGGAAAACAGUUGAAGCAAUAGUUCUGGUUCCUGUGGUGUUCUUAAAGCACCUCCCAUCUGUGGUGGCCUCAUGUUUAAUCAUUUCAGUUUUAUGUUUGUGGUUUCUUCAGGAACGCGGAGCGGAACCGGAAACCCUCCAGAACCUGAAGCACAAACGGGUUCAGUGUUAAAGUUAACAGAACCUUUUUGCACUUUCUAAAUAAAUAAAUCCCUUUUUUUGUA